Molecule: messenger RNA, 1707 nt
Organism: Carlito syrichta (Philippine tarsier)
Lineage: Eukaryota; Metazoa; Chordata; Mammalia; Primates; Tarsiidae
Gene: KRT39
Product: keratin 39
Exons: 7
Coding region: 36-1511 (491 amino acids)
Molecular function (GO): structural molecule activity
Source: RefSeq, a predicted model, not a curated record
CAGACUUUGGUAUAGACUAAAGCUGGACACACACUAUGGAUACCAAGGGCUGUACAGCAACAAUUUCUUCUUCCACCCCAUCCCAAAACUGCCCUAGGAUUACAAAUGUUAGCAUCAACUCUUCUAACAACAGCUGCCAUCAUGGUGAUCUUGAAGCCAACAGCUGCCAACAGGUUAGCCACGUUCUGAGAACUCCCCAGGACCAAGGUUGCCGACACACUCCUUGGUUUCACCAUACGCCCGUCUAUGUAAUAAGCAAUUUCAACGCCUGUCGCUCUCUGGAUGACUGCUGCUGGUAUGGCGAAGGCAUUAACAGUAAUGAGAAAGAGACCAUGCAGAUCUUAAAUGAACGCCUUGCUAACUACCUGGAAAAGGUGCGGAUGCUGGAACAAGAAAACGCCGAACUGGAGUCUAAGAUCCAGGAAGAGUGUAAGAAAGAGCUUCCUGUCCUAUGCCCUGACUACCUGUCCUACUACACUGCCAUUGAGGAGCUCCAUCAGAAGAUCUUGUGCACCAAGGCUGAAAAUUCCAGACUGGUCUCACAAAUUGACAACACCAAACUGGCUGCAGAUGACAUGAGAGCCAAGUAUGAUGCUGAGACGUCUCUACGCCAGCUGGUAGAGGCAGAUAUCAAUGCCCUAAAGCAGAUUCUGAAUGCACUGACCCUGACCAAGGCUGACCUGGAGGCACAAGUUCAGUCCCUGAAGGAGGAGCUCCUUGGCCUCAAAAACAACCAUGAAGAGGAAAUCAAUCCCUUACAGUGCCAGCUUGGAGACAGACUUCACAUUGAAGUGACCGCUGCUCCUUCCAUUGACCUAAACUGGGUUCUACAAGAAAUGAGAUGUCAGUAUGAGUCCAUCAUGGAGAUGAACCGCAAAGAUGUGGAGCAAUGGUUCAAUGCGCAGAUGGAGGAGCUGAAUCAGCAAGUGGUGACCAGCUGUCAACAGCAGCAAUGCUGCCAGAAGGAGUUCAUAGAACUGAGACGUACUCUGAACACCCUGGAGGUGGAACUGCAGGCUCAGCACCGAAUGAGAGAUUCUAAAGAAUGCAUCCUGACGGAGACAGAAGCCCGCUACACAGCCCUACUAACACAGAUCCAGAGUCUGAUUGAUAGCCUGGAGGCUCAGCUAGCAGAGAUCCGCUGUGCCCUGGAAAGACAGAAUCAAGAAUAUGAGAUUCUGCUGGACAUCAAGUCCCGGCUGGAGUGUGAGAUUGCCACCUACCGCAGCCUUCUGGAGAGCUUGGAUGGCGAGCUUCCCAGUAAUCUGUGUGACACCAAAUGUGAGCCUUUUGCUUAUAUACCUUGUAAGACCAGAGCCGUGGAAUGCAUGGUCCCAGUUUGCGCAACCUCAGCGCCCCACGGUUUACGUGAGCCUUACAGUGCCUAUGGACCCCUGACCCGGAUACUCGUUAAAAUAUGCACCAUCACCAAGGAGAUUAAGGAUGGGAAGGUCAUUUCUUCUCACGAGCACGUGCAGCCUUGCUUCAUCACCAGACCUGCCAAAGUCUAACAGCUCAAGGUGAUGACAGUGACCCACAUUCCUGAGAGGCCAAGACAGGCUCCUGCCAGAGAGGUUUAAGAACUCCCCAGCCCCUUAAGGUAUUUAGUUUCUUACCACUACAGUGGGUCCCUGUUGCUAGGUAGAAUAUCUUUUAUUCUGCUCCUUCCCUAAGUCACUGCUGCCAACAUGAUAAUAAAUUACAUUU